Messenger RNA from Bombus pascuorum, 597 nucleotides. RefSeq lists its product as uncharacterized. The coding region runs from base 1 to 597 and encodes 198 amino acids. The record is from RefSeq and is a predicted model, not a curated record. The transcript has a single exon. NCBI's taxonomy places the organism in Eukaryota, Metazoa, Arthropoda, Insecta, Hymenoptera, Apidae.
AUGCCGACCAUGGCAAAAAGCAACAACAUAAGAAAAAGGCGCGACAAACAGUUCGAAGUUGCCGUCAAGUACAUAAGGGAGAGCAUUGAUGACCCUGAGCCAUCCACCGCAUCACGCACCACGUGUGUGAGUACACAGCAAUAUCAGCUUCAGGAUGCGUGGCAACGAUUCCAAUCCUGCCAACAAGAGUUAGACGAUCUGGAUGACGAGGACCUCGCGCAGGAAGCGCAGGCCUUGAAGGAUUUCGGUGAGCUGAACGGGCGACUCAAAAUCCUUGCUGGUAAAAACCAAUUAUCAACUUGUCUGACGUCAUCAAAUCACGAAUUAGAAACCAAGUCAGAACGGACCGCCGUCAAACUGCCAGACAUCCAGUUGCCCAAAUUCGACGGCACCAUCGAAAAUUGGAAGUCCUUUUACGAUACGUUUCUGUCCGCCAUCGAUCGAAAUGAGAACCUGACGCAAGUGCAGAAAUACCACUACCUGCGAUCGUCCGUGACCGGUAAGGCCGAGAGAAGUAUAAGUUCGUUAGAUAUAACCGAGUCCAACUAUACAAUUGCAUUUAAUGUGCUAAGGAACAAAUUUGAUUUUCACCGUUGA